This is a messenger RNA of Cryptomeria japonica (Japanese cedar), 1061 nucleotides long. RefSeq names its product thylakoid lumenal 17.4 kDa protein, chloroplastic. NCBI's taxonomy places the organism in Eukaryota, Viridiplantae, Streptophyta, Pinopsida, Cupressales, Cupressaceae. The transcript has 4 exons. The record is from RefSeq and is a predicted model, not a curated record. Bases 85 to 801 code for a protein of 238 amino acids.
AAUACAAGAUGGAUAAGGAUAGAAGAGCACCCAAAAUCCAUCUAUGUUAUCUCAAAUCAGCUACCUUUGCCAAAAUAAAUUAUAAUGGCGAUGACUUCAGUUCCUUUGAAAUUUGAUGGGCGUUCAGUCCACUUAAGCACGCUGCACAGGCCUGCAUUCAAACAUUCCCGUUCACAAUUGCGUGUUCAAUGUUCAGAUAUGGUCAAAGAAGAUAAUUCCAUUUAUGUGAAAACCUCUCCAAUAGGGGGAUUCAAAGGCAUUGCUUGUGGCCUUUGUGCUGUGUGGGCAGUAGCAGCUGCCUCCCCUACAUUUGCUAAUCCAUCAAAUCCAAGGUUGCCACCAUUGUCAAAUGAUCCAACUAGAUGUGAAAAGGCAUUUGUAGGAAAUACUAUUGGUCAGGCAAAUGGUGUCUAUGACAAGCCCAUUGACCUUCGCUUUUGUGACUUCACAAACGAAAAAACUAAUUUGAGGGGCAAAUCACUAGCAGCUGCACUUAUGUCAGAUGCCAAGUUUGAUGGUGCUAAUAUGUCUGAGGUCAUAAUGUCAAAAGCUUAUGCUGUAGGAGCUAGCUUCAAAGGUGUUGACUUCACAAAUGCAGUUAUUGAUAGAGUAAAUUUUGGAAAGGCCAAUAUGCAAGGUGCGGUGUUUAGGAAUACUGUGUUGUCUGGUUCUACAUUUAAUGAUGCUAAUUUGGAGGGUGCAAAUUUUGAAGAUACCAUCAUAGGCUACAUAGAUCUGCAAAAGCUUUGCAGAAAUCAAACUCUUUCUGAUCAAGGCAGAGAUGAAUUGGGAUGUCGAUGAUAGGCACAAUACAAUAACCCUUGAAUUGAAUGAUUUGAAUUUUCUUUUAUUGUUUUCGCCUUUCCUCUUUUGAACUUUCAAAUGGUUUCUUCAAUAUAUCUUGUCUUUCUAAAACAUGUGGUUGCUCUUGUUGAAGCACCAAAAAUUCUUUAUUUAGUUGCCCUAAUGUCAAAUUUGCAUGAUAAAUACUUCCAUAUUUUGUUUGUUGAGACGAAUCAUGAAAAGAGAACAAAAAUAAAGACUUAGUCUUCAUUGGUCUA